AUGAAGACCGCAAUUGGCACCUACACCAGUAUCAGAGUUACAUUCGGGAUCGCCGCUGGUCCCUUGGCACUCCGUGGCACCCUGGGCGUUGGUGUCGCGAGCUACCGAGAUAGUGACAUCGCCAGUGACUCAUGGCUACACGAUUACUUCGACGAUUUGGUCCUUGCUGGCAUGCCGGUGGCAGUAGCCCGAGACCUGUGCCAUCUGCUGCAUUUCCUAUGUCUGGCUGGGUUCCUAUCUCAGGAGAAGAAGUUGGCGGUCGCGACGGCACCUGCUGACAUCCAGAGUAUGCGGUCGGUCUUCAAGGAACACCACGUUGAUGCCGCUGUGGGGAACACAGUUUCUAUCUUCAACGUUGCCUUCUCUUACGUUACCAAGGCCGGUCGAACGUUGCUGACUACGGACUGUCGUCGAGCUCUUCGACUUGGCCGAGCUCUCGAGUUUUUCCGCCGAGAAGCACCCCUAUCUCAAAAGCUCACCAAAAAAGAUUAUUUCGGUGUAUCUGGCUUAUUAUCCUUCGAUUGUGCGAAGCUGCACGCUUCCGCGAGGAUGUUGGCAGAUGUGCUGAGGUCCAUUAUUGGAGGUUGUUUUGCCGACAUAGGCUGGGACGUACCCUGUGAUCUCUCGCUAUUGAGCGACGACUAUAAACAGGCCUAUCUUGAGGUUCUUCGGUGGGGUCAAGAGAUCUGCGAACUAGAAGCUCAACCUUGCUCGCAUGCUGUUGCGGUCCGUCGUGAUGUGUCCGAGGCUAUAUCGCUCGAGGUCAGCAGCGAUGCUUCGUUGUUCGGUGGAGGGCUCGCCAUCUAUGCUGGCGGUGAGCUUGUAUACGAGGAUGCGGUGCGAUUCUCCCGGUGCCAGACUCUUCACUCCAGCAAUAGACGAGAGCUUCGUCUUUGCUUGCUGGCCCUUCGUAAAGUCGCUGAGAUCUCUGAGUACUGCGCCAAAUCCGCGUGCAAGAAGCGGAGGGGGGUCCCGGUGAAUGUCUGCUUUCGAUGUGAUAAUCGACCAAGUUUGGCGUGGAUUCGUUCUGGCUCUCUCAGCUUCAUCCUCCAGCUCCUCGAGAGAGAGCUAUAG
Perkinsus marinus ATCC 50983 is the source of this 1074-nucleotide messenger RNA. RefSeq lists its product as hypothetical. The transcript has a single exon. Bases 1 to 1074 code for a protein of 357 amino acids. NCBI's taxonomy places the organism in Eukaryota, Perkinsozoa, Perkinsida, Perkinsidae. The record is from RefSeq and is a predicted model, not a curated record.